This is a messenger RNA of Lactuca virosa, 390 nucleotides long. The record is from the annotation of a GenBank genome assembly. NCBI's taxonomy places the organism in Eukaryota, Viridiplantae, Streptophyta, Magnoliopsida, Asterales, Asteraceae.
AUGUCAACUCAAUUGCCACGUGUAACACCUAAUGCGAUUGAAGCGGUGUUGAUGAUACAGUCUGUGUAUCGUGGUUUUGAAGUGAGGAAAUCUCGGCCGUUGAUGAAAUUAAGGCAAAUUGCUCAAGUUGGAAAACAUGUGGUUGAGCUGAGAAAUCAUGAUGGUGAAAAAAUCAGAAAUACCGCUCUUGAGCCACAAGUGGAAUCACAAAAUGAAGAAAAGACCGGCGAGCUUAACAACGAUCACGAAGUCGAAGCUGCAGAUCCUAUACACGAUAUGAAGCUGGAGCAACUAGUUGAACAGAUCUCCGACGAGCUUAAUAAAGACCAUGUUCAAGCUCAAUAUGGUAGCAACGAUGAGGUUGUGAGGUUAGAUCAGGAGAAUCAUUAA